AUGCCGCCCGUCCCCAGCACCGAUAAUCGUCCUGCUGCUGCUGCUGUUGUGGUUGCCUCCGCCUCCUUCGAGUUAAGUAAUGUAGGAGGUAACUUAUCUGGGGGUAACUCGCCUCGACCUUCGUCUUCGGGUUCGAGUGGCAGUCGCCUCUCGCCAGCUGUCAGUCCCGACACAAGCGUUUCACCCCCAAUGACAUCUACCAUGAGUUUUGUGCCGAAACCAGGUUUGUUGAAUCUACAGCAUGCAGCAGCCGGUGUCUUCCAGACCCACCUGCCCUUGUCCGGACUUUUCCACGGUGGACAGCAACUGUUCGCCGCCUACAAUGGACAUGCAGGGUCCGGAGGACAUUCCGGUCUGCCUUUUUUGCCUGGAAGCGCGUUCCACACUCCGACCGAACAGGCGUUCAAACUCGCUCAAAUGCAAGGCGUCUCCUACGAUUGGCUCGCUAGAAACGGAAUGUUUAUGCCACGAAUGAUACAGCGUUUUAUCUAUCUAUCUAUCUAUCUAUCUAUCUAUCUAUCUAUCUAUUCAUCUAUCUAUCUAUCUAUCUAUGUACUCCAAUCUGAUCUCACCCUCGCUCUCCUCUCUCUCAUUAUCUAUCUAUCUAUCUAUCUAUCUAUCUAUCUAUCUAUCUAUCUAUCUAUCUAUCUAUCUAUGUAUGUUCUUUCUUUCUUUCUUUCUAUCUAUCUAUCUAUCUAUCUAUCUAUCUAUCUAUCUAUCUAUCUAUCUGGUGUAUUACUAAUUUUUUCCACCUCUAAUUGUUCUAUCUAUCUAUCUAUCUAUCUAUCUAUCUAUCUAUCUAUCUAUCUAUCGCAAUUUCUUCAUAUCUCUCAGUUUUAUUUAAAUCUACAUCUCUCAGAUUCUCCCAUUCAUCUAUAUCUAUCUAUCUAUCUAUCUAUCUAUCUAUCUAUCUAUCUAUCUAUCUAUCUAUCUAUUUCAGACUUUCUUUUUUUCUAUCUACCUCUGUUUAUCUAUCUAUCUAUCUAUCUAUCUAUCUAUCUAUCUAUCUAUCUAUUUCGCUCUCCUUCUCUCUCUCUCUCUCUAUAUAUAUAUAUAUAUAUGUUUCCUCUUUGUUCGUUUAUUGUUUUUUUUUUUCUUUCUUUCGUUCGUUUAUUUCUUCACUCUUUCUGCUCUUUUUUUCAACUCGUCAUUAUAAUCCAUUUCUUUCUUUCUUUCUUUCUUUCUUUCUUUCUUUCUUUCUUUCUUUCUUUCUUUCUUUCUUUCUUUCUUUCUUUCGCUGCUCGCUCGUUCGUUCGUUCGUUCAUUUAUUCCAGAUUUUUCUUCACAUCAUUUUUUCUUUUAUUCUUACUGCCUUUUCCUUUCUUUCUUUCUUUCUUUCUUUCUUAUUGCCUUUUUUCUUUCUUAAGUUUGUUUAUUUCCUUUUAUUUAUUUCCGUUCUUUUUUCUUUCCCAUUUACAAUCUGUUUCAUUCAUUCAUUCAUUCAUUCAUUCAUUCAUUCAUUCUUUCUUUCUUUCUUUAGUUUGUUUUAACUUCAUUUCUUUUUUCCAUUCUCCUUUCUUUCGUCUAUACAAUCUUUUUCAUUUAUUCAUUCAUUCUUUUCUUUUUAGUUUUUCGUUCGUUUCUCCUUUUCCUUUCUUUCUUUCAUUUCUACCUUAUUUUCUUUUUUAA
Acanthosepion pharaonis is the source of this 1629-nucleotide messenger RNA. Lineage: Eukaryota; Metazoa; Mollusca; Cephalopoda; Sepiida; Sepiidae. The record is from the annotation of a GenBank genome assembly.